GAGCGAGUUUGGGUAAUGAGAACUUGAGGCUGAGGCAGCCAGAGGGAAUGGUUUGCCACCAGGUACUUUGGUCUCCUCUAUAAUCUUCUGUGUCGUUUAAGCGCACUUCUUUUUUUUAUCCAAACCACAUCUCAGGCACUACGAUAGACAACCCCUUAAUGCCGGAAGUGGUCACUCGCGGGGGCCUUGGACGAGCCGGAAGUAGGAAGUGGCUUCGGCGAGGGUGACGUGUGAGAGAGCGCGCGCGCGCGGGACAAUCCUCUCCGGGGACGAAGAGCGAAGAGCCGCGAUGGAAGCGCUUUAUCAUCAAACCAACAAGCAGGUCCACGAGGUCCAGUCGUACAUGGGCCGACUUGAGACUUCGGACAAGCAGUCAGUCCACCUGGUGGAAAACGAGAUCCAGGCAAGGAUAGACAAGAUCUUCAGCAACCUGGAACGACUGGAGAUUUUUUGCAACAAGGAGCCUCCGAAUAAGCGCCAGAAUGCCAAACUCCGAGUAGACCAGCUGAAAUACGACAUCCAGCACUUGCAGACAGCCCUGAGAAACUUCCAGCACCGACGCUACACACGGGAGCAGCAGGAAAGACAGCGGGAGGAGCUUCUGGCCCGGACGUUUACCACGAAUGAUUCCGACACCACCAUCCCGAUUGAUGAAACGUUACAGUUUAACGAAUCCCUUCAAAACGCGCACCGUGGCAUGGACGAUCUCAUUGACAGUGGAAGCAGCAUCCUACAUGGCCUGAGGGAUCAGAAAAUGACUCUAAAGGGCACCCAGAGGAAGAUCCUGGACGUCGCCAACAUGCUGGGCUUAUCCAACACCGUCAUGCGGCUGAUCGAGAAACGCGCCUUCCAGGAUAAGUACUUCAUGCUCGGCGGCAUGGUGGUGACCUGCGUGGUCAUGUUCCUCGUGGUGCAUUAUCUGACGUGAGGAGCUGGAGCUCGGGACUGCCCUUCUGCCUAAAGACUUCUGACUGCAACUGUGAACUCCUUCCUGCCUUCCGGAUCGAUUGCGCUCCACUUGUGGCUCCCCUGAGACACACGUUUGAUGGGCCGACGAACCGCUCGGUGACGGCUGCCAUGAAUUAAGCCAUGCGAUGCGCGUAUUUAGUCUCAUUCUUCAGCCACGUGAUGGGCUUGUUGCCCAUGUGAUACAUAGGUUCAGCCCCCUUCCCGAAGGCAUUAGCGGCAUGUUUGCCUGUUGACGGUGAAGCGCGAGUGACGGGACGGGGAGCCCCUGAGAAGCGCCUGCUGUCCUCAUUUUCUCCGGAACUAGCCAGUACCGUGGAUGCAAAGGGCAACCGGGAGUAGCCAAGUGGGUGGAGCUUGUUGGAGUUAGCUCCUUCUGGGGAUGGGGGCGGGCGGGAUAGAGGAUUGUGUUUCCCACAAUGGUUGAAAUAAAUGGACCUUCCUGUA
Molecule: messenger RNA, 1413 nt
Organism: Heteronotia binoei (common prickly gecko)
Lineage: Eukaryota; Metazoa; Chordata; Lepidosauria; Squamata; Gekkonidae
Gene: GOSR2
Product: golgi SNAP receptor complex member 2
Exons: 6
Coding region: 290-928 (212 amino acids)
Biological process (GO): intra-Golgi vesicle-mediated transport; vesicle fusion
Cellular component (GO): Golgi apparatus; endoplasmic reticulum membrane; late endosome membrane
Molecular function (GO): SNAP receptor activity; SNARE binding
Source: RefSeq, a predicted model, not a curated record